AUAUGUGUGUGUGUGUGUCAGUGUGUGUUCGGUCAGCAGUAUGGCGUCUCUCGGCCUCCUGCUCCUCAGCACCGCUCUCAUCCACACCGUCCAGCCUCUUCCUGCAGCUUAUGGAGGGGGGCGUGACCUGGACGUGUCAGUAGGCGGAGUCAGACGCCAGCGUCCAGACCUUCGUAAGCUGCUGCCUUAUGAGGACCAGAUGAUGUCAUACCCGGCAACACUGAGAGGAGGCAGGGCCAACAAUCUGUACUACCAAUCAGAUGACUGGAGGGGGAGAGGCUUGGAGCAGGCCUUGCAGCGAUUGGUGGAGACUGACCAGAGACGGGAACGAGAGGAGGAGCAGCGAGCAGAGUACCUGACCGCUCUGCUCCGCCUCCUGAAUGAAGCUCAGGGCCUAGGAUUGGUCGGCCCUGGAGAUGUGGAGGUGAUUGAGGAAGAGGAGGAUGAGGAGGACGAUCAGGGGCCUCCUGAGGACUUCCAGGGUCCAGGGCCCGCAGACUAUGAGACUAGUCGCGGCCUGAGUAUGGGGAGGCCCCCAGCCGCUUGGUGGGGCCUCCUGGAACCCCGUCUGGCGCAGGCCCUGCUGGACAGGAUGGAGCCUGAGCUGCUGGAGAGAGCGAGACAGGAGAGACUUCAGCAGGACGGACGAGGACUGGGACGAGGACAGACCCGAGACCAGGACAUGCUCAGGUACGUGGUUGCUAGAAUACUGUCCAGCAUGGGCCCGAAAAAAAUCACCCCAGUGAACUCCAGUCCCAGGGCGAGGAGGGAUCUGUCCGUCACUGCUGUCCAACCAGUUGGCUCCGCCCACAGGAGAACCCGCCGCUCCCUUGACGACAUAACACCUCCAUCACCGAGCGACGACCCCCCCCUCCUCAGGGUGAAGAGACUGGAGGAGGAGGAGGAGGAGGAGGAAGAGGAGAAGCUCCGCCCCCCCACUGCUGCACUGCAGAGGAUGAAACGCAUCGAUACUAUGGCAACCAGCGCUGCAGAAGAACUGAAUCAUGGGAGUCAUAGGCGCCGGAGGAGAGACGCCAUGACCUAUGACCCCCAAGUACUGAUCGACCAGAUUGUAGAGUUCAUCAGGGAGUGACAGAAGGAGGGGAGGAGAUAA
Molecule: messenger RNA, 1114 nt
Organism: Solea senegalensis (Senegalese sole)
Lineage: Eukaryota; Metazoa; Chordata; Actinopteri; Pleuronectiformes; Soleidae
Gene: pcsk1nl
Product: proprotein convertase subtilisin/kexin type 1 inhibitor, like
Exons: 5
Coding region: 41-1093 (350 amino acids)
Biological process (GO): negative regulation of endopeptidase activity
Molecular function (GO): endopeptidase inhibitor activity
Source: RefSeq, a predicted model, not a curated record